This is a messenger RNA of Amyelois transitella, 1225 nucleotides long. RefSeq names its product lipase member H. The transcript has 2 exons. NCBI's taxonomy places the organism in Eukaryota, Metazoa, Arthropoda, Insecta, Lepidoptera, Pyralidae. The record is from RefSeq and is a predicted model, not a curated record. Gene Ontology annotation, molecular function: lipase activity. Bases 3 to 1091 code for a protein of 362 amino acids.
CGAUGCGCGCGCGCACCGUGCCGGUUGGCUCCUCGGGCCUUCUCGGGGCCCUUGCGAUUAUUGCCCUCCUAGGGUCCGCGUCAGGAGAGACCCUGGGCCCGUUGACUGCUGGUCUCCCUCCGUUCCUGGCCAGCAAUUUUGAAGAGCUCGUGAAAACUGCCGCGGCCAGUUGUGAGAUCCUGCCCCUGGAGGUGUUAUUCUCCAGGCAGUACACCUCCGAGCUGCCCCUCCUGGACGUGGUGGAGUUCACCCGGACCGGCCGCCGCUCCUACCGCGUCGCCAACGCCCACCUCCGCCUCCGCGAACACCCGCGACCCGCCGCUCUCAUAGUCUACAUCCCCGGGUGGUUGAACUCCCCAAACGACGAAGCCGCACAAGCGUUAGUCACGGCUCUACUCAGAAAAAACCCAAUAGUCUUAGUCAUUGAUACGCGCCUCGCCUUCCAUCGAGGAUACAUCUCCUCGGCGUCAAGAGUCAAGGCUCUAGCCAAUCUGCUGUACAACUUCAUCAAAAACGUCUACAGAGAAGGCAUACCUUUAUCAGCCGUACAUCUGAUAGGAUUCAGCCUCGGAGCCCACGUGGCAGGUAUCACGGGGAAGCUGGUUAAAAAAGGGUUGAAGGAAAGGAUUGGAAGAAUUACAGCUCUUGAUCCGGCGAGACCGUGUUUUGUCAGAUUAGCUGAAUACAGGCUGGACAAAAAUGAUGCACAGUUUGUCCAAGUGGUACAUUCUAGCGCCGGGAUUUUAGGAUUAGAGAAUCCUGUGGGUCAUGCUGAUGUGUACGUGAACGGAGUGCUGGUGAAGCAGCCAGAGUGUCGGGACAGGAGUAUCACUUUAGAGUGCGACCAUGCGCAGGCGUGGAGGCUUUAUUCGGAGUCUGUCCAGAAUGAUCGAUCUUUAAUGGGAAGAGAGUGCCGAUCUUGGAACGAGCUGAUGCGUGGAGAGUGCAGUGGGAACGAGACCGUGGUAGGCUACUCCUGCAGUUCCUCGUCACGAGGAAUGUAUUUGUACAAAUCUGAAAAAGCUAGGAGCAGACGAAAAGAGCCACGUCUUCAGAUUUUCAAUCCAUUUGAUCCAUUUUCGUGGGUAUAGAUUAUGGGAGAUUAAGAUUGCAAUAUUCUGAGAUUUUUGAAUUCUUAUAGAAAUAUUUAGCUAAAAUCAUAGCUAUUUGAAUACCUCGCGCAUGAGUGCUACAUCUGUGAUAUUAGGCGUACUAUAGAUAACAA